Molecule: messenger RNA, 705 nt
Organism: Saccostrea echinata
Lineage: Eukaryota; Metazoa; Mollusca; Bivalvia; Ostreida; Ostreidae
Product: involucrin-like
Exons: 10
Coding region: 1-705 (234 amino acids)
Source: RefSeq, a predicted model, not a curated record
AUGAAAGAUUACGAAGAACAAAUAAAACAACUUACCAGAGAAAACGAUGACAAAAUUGAUGAAAAUGGCCGUUUAAUGCAAAGAAUUCUAGAUCUGGAAAGAGCUGAAGAGGAACUGCGAGAAAUGAAGACCAAGGCAUAUGAAGAGGAAGUUUUUAGAGAGGAUGAAAUAGAAAAACUGAAACAAGAAGUCCAAUCUUUAAAUGAUACUCUCAGCCAAGAGAGAAACAUCGGAGAAGAAAGGUUAACAGAAAUGCAGAAGAUGAAGGAGGAUUUACUUAGUCAUGAAAGAACAGAAGAAAGUCUUCAAAAGAGACUAGAGGAAGCCAAUGGAGAGAUGGAUAAUUUGAAAAGACAAACUGAAAAACAAUGUGAAAAACUUGAUAAAAAAGAACAUGAUCUCUCAGUUGCAAAUGAACAGCAUGAAGGAGUAAUAUCAAAGAAAGAUGAAGCUAUUCGGAAGUUAACAGGUGAACUAGAAGGAAAGAAAAUAGAAAAUAAAACUUUUGAAACAGAACUCAUCCGAAUUAACCGAGAGUUGGAGGACAUCAAGAAAGAAAAGACACAGCUUGAUGCCCACAUUCUUCAAUUAAGUGGAGAAGUGAAUAAGCGUGAUACGAAGAUAUUGGAGCUAAACGCCAAUAUAGAAAUGAAGGAGGCCGAAAAAACAUAUGCCAAUGGUACAAAUAAAUUAACUUUAGUUUAA